CUUCUACACAAGACAGAUAUGGAUUUAGCUUAUUGAGUGAGAGAGAGGGAGAGCAAAAUCUGGCAUUGUCCUCUGUUGGUUUAUGGUUAGGUGAUGGUGGUAGAGGUGGCAGCUGAGAGAUCCAACCAUUUGGCUCUAUCUGCCAUCUUUAAUCUCGGCGUUAGUUCUCUUCAAAACUUUUGCACCAAUUCAGUGACAUAUUCUUAUUCUUUGCCACAUAACCAACACAACCAAACUGCAUCCACUCAUUAGGGUUUCUAUUUUAUUCCUCAUCACACCUUGCUUUCUGUGCCUUCUUCACUUCUUGUGUUUUCUUUCUCCUCGGGAUCUGAAACGCUUUCCAUUCCCGGCCCGACGGACUUAUUGUCUUUGCUACUAUCUUUUCAUCUCAUUCUCAAACUCAAACUCAAACUCACCAUUUCCGGAGCAAGAUUAUCGAUUUCUGCCACGCAACCUAACACUUGUUUCUGAGUGAAAAAUUGCAUGGAGAAUAUGAAUAGUUUUUGUCAUGUUCCCCCGGGUUUUAGAUUCCACCCCACGGAUGAAGAACUUGUUGAUUACUACCUUAGGAAGAAGGUUAGUUCAAGGAAGAUUGAGCUUGAUGUAAUCAAAGAUGUGGAUCUAUACAAAAUUGAGCCAUGGGACCUUCAAGAGAUAUGCAGGAUAGGAAGAGAAGAGGAGAAUGAAUGGUACUUCUUUAGCCACAAGGAUAAGAAGUAUCCAACAGGAACAAGAACAAAUAGGGCAACAGCAGCUGGGUUUUGGAAAGCAACGGGAAGAGACAAAGCUAUAUAUUCAAAGCAUGAUCUCAUAGGGAUGAGGAAGACAUUAGUCUUUUAUAAAGGAAGAGCUCCUAAUGGACAAAAAUCGGAUUGGAUUAUGCACGAAUAUCGCCUUGAAACCGAUGAAAAUGCCGCACCACAGGCAAGAAGAAGGAUGGGUGGUGUGUAG
Arachis stenosperma is the source of this 951-nucleotide messenger RNA. RefSeq names its product NAC domain-containing protein 7-like. The record is from RefSeq and is a predicted model, not a curated record. The coding region runs from base 484 to 951 and encodes 155 amino acids. Gene Ontology annotation, biological process: regulation of DNA-templated transcription. Gene Ontology annotation, molecular function: DNA binding. NCBI's taxonomy places the organism in Eukaryota, Viridiplantae, Streptophyta, Magnoliopsida, Fabales, Fabaceae. The transcript is spliced from 4 exons.